CCCAGGGAGACACAGCCUGAGGGACAGGAGGCCGCCCUAGGCUCUCUUCAGACAGGAAAUCUGAGCUUCACAGCCCCAUAUAGCUUGGCUGUCUGUCCUCGGUCAUGCGCCGGGCCUGAAAUAAACUCCUUGCUGAGAAGAGCGGCCAGAAGCUGAGGGCUGGGUGGAAGGUCGGGGAGCAGGUUCUGAGCCUGAGAGCCAGCCCACGAGUCCCCAGGCCUGUGCUGCAGCCUGGUCCCCAGGACUAGCAGGAGGCCGGCUGGGAGGCAGCAGGGAUGGCCACGGAGGCGAGCGGGCAGGGCGGGCAGCAUGCCAUCGGGCACGAGGAGUACAGUCUGUGCAGCACCCUGAGUGAAGACGAGCUCCUGCAGGUGGCCGUGGAACAGAGCCUGGCAGACAAGACGCGGGGGCCGGCCCCCGAGGCUGUGGGUGUCCGCCUCCAGCCGAGGACCAGGUCCAGCGAGCCACCCAAGAGCCCCCCGGCCUCCAGCCCCAUGGGCCUCUUCCAAGGCGUCUUACAGAAGUACAGGAGCAGCAAGAACUCCCACCUGGCGCCAGUGGACCCGGUGCUCAGGGCCAUCAAGGAGGGUGACACAGAGGCUCUGAGCGCCAUGCUCAAGGAGGGGAAGAACCUCUCGGAGCCCAACAAGGACGGCUGGCUGCCGCUGCACGAGGCCGCCUACUAUGGCCAGCUGGGCUGCCUGCAAACCCUGCAGCGAGCGUACCCAGCGUCCCUGGACCAGCGUACCCUGCAGGAGGAGACGGCCCUGUACCUGGCAACAUGCAGGGGCCACCUGGACUGCCUGGUCUCCCUGCUCCAGGCUGGGGCCGAGCCGGAUAUCGCCAACAAGGCCCGGGAGACCCCGCUCUACAAGGCCUGUGAGUUCAGGAAUGUGGAGGCCGUGAGGCUGCUGGUGCAGUACCACGCAGACACCAACCACCGCUGCAACCGCGGCUGGACGGCGCUGCACGAGUCAGUGUCCCGCAAUGACCUGGAGGCCAUGGACAUCCUGGUGGCUGGUGGCGCCAAGGUGGAGGCCAAGAACGCCUAUGGCAUCACGCCCCUGUUCGUGGCAGCCCAGAGCGGGCAGCUAGAGGCGCUCAGGUUCCUGGCCAAGCAAGGCGCCGACAUCAACACGCAGGCCAGCGACAGCGCCUCGGCCCUCUAUGAGGCCUGCAAGAACGAGCACGAGGAGGUGGUGGAGUUCCUGCUGGCUCAGGGCGCCGAUGCCAACAGGGCCAACAAGGACGGUCUGCUGCCCCUGCACGUGGCCUCCAAGAGGGGCAACUGCAGGAUCGUGCAGACGCUGCUGCCCGUGACCAGCCGCACGCGCGUGCGCAGGAGCGGCAUCAGCCCGCUGCACCUGGCGGCCGAGCGCAACCACGACGCCGUGCUGGAGGCGCUGCUGGGCGCGCGCUUCGACGUGAACGCGCCGCUGGCGCCCGAGCGCGCGCGCCUGUACGAGGACCGCCGCAGCUCCGCGCUCUUCUUCGCCGUCGCCAACAGCAACGCGCGCGCCGCCGAGCUGCUGCUGCGCGCGGGCGCGCGCCCCGACGGCGACGUCAUCAGCCCCCUGCUGGUGGCGCUGCGCCACGGCCGUCCGCGCCUGGUGCGCCUGCUGCUGCGCCACGGCGCCGACCUGGACGCGCGCGUGGCGUCGCACCCCACGGCCUUCCCCGCCGCCAUCAUGGUGGCCAUGCGCUGCCUGUCGCUGCUCAAGUUCCUCCUGGACCUGGGCUGCGACGCCGAGCCCUGUUUCCGCUGCCGCUACGGCCCCGGCGCGCACCCGCCCCCGCGCGCCGGCAGGUUCGACGACGCGCCCCCCGACGGCAAGGCGCCCGGCGCGGUGCAGUUCUGUGAGAUCCUGUCGGCCCCGGAGCUGAGCCGCGGGGCGGGGCCCAUCAUCGCAGUGCUUCUGGACUACGUGGGUAACGUGCAGCUCUGCUCCAGGCUGAAGGAGCACAUCGGCAGCUUUGAGGACUGGGCCGUCAUCAAGGAGAAGGCAGAACCUCCGAGGCCGCUGGCCCACCUCUGCCGGCUGCGGGUGCGGAAGGCCGUCGGGAAGAGCCGCAUCGAGCUCCUGGACUCGCUGCCGCUGCCUGGCCGGCUCCUCAGGUACCUCAAGUACGAGAGCACCCAGUGACGGGUGAUGGCUCCGCAGAGGACGAGCCCCCUGCCUGAGUCACAACAGGCUGGGCCGGGGUGCUGCUGACAGCCUGGACUGGCCAGCCGGGCCCUGGGCAGGACGAGCCCCUCUGCCUGCCUGAGUCACGGACUGGGCCGGGGUGCUGCUGACAGCCUGGACUGGCCAGCCGGGCCCUGGGCAGGAGCUCUGCCCAGAGCAGACAUGACAUGAGUUUAGGAGAGAACCUUCCAGACCUCCCUGCGUGGGUAAGGGUGGGAGGGAGGGCCAGGGCAGAGUGUGGGGUGACCUGGGGGUGGCUGGAGGGCCCUGGGUUCAACCCCACUGGGGAGCCAUCUUCAUGCCCCUCCCUUUGCUCUGUGACUCUGGGCAGUGCCCCAGGGCUUCCUUCAGCACAAUAAACACUGCACUGUCAACAGCCA
Messenger RNA from Erinaceus europaeus (western European hedgehog), 2566 nucleotides. It is a transcript of the gene ASB2, whose product is annotated as ankyrin repeat and SOCS box containing 2. NCBI's taxonomy places the organism in Eukaryota, Metazoa, Chordata, Mammalia, Eulipotyphla, Erinaceidae. The transcript is spliced from 10 exons. The record is from RefSeq and is a predicted model, not a curated record. Gene Ontology annotation, biological process: intracellular signal transduction. Bases 276 to 2144 code for a protein of 622 amino acids. Gene Ontology annotation, molecular function: protein binding.